Messenger RNA from Mugil cephalus (flathead mullet), 1523 nucleotides. Its product is annotated as Allantoinase, mitochondrial. Lineage: Eukaryota; Metazoa; Chordata; Actinopteri; Mugiliformes; Mugilidae. Gene Ontology annotation, molecular function: allantoinase activity; cobalt ion binding; zinc ion binding. Gene Ontology annotation, cellular component: cytoplasm. The record is from RefSeq and is a predicted model, not a curated record. Bases 104 to 1480 code for a protein of 458 amino acids. The transcript has 11 exons. Gene Ontology annotation, biological process: purine nucleobase catabolic process; allantoin catabolic process.
GCCUCUGUAAUAGGCCACUGAACCGUCAUGAUGAUCAUAUCUGGAGAGUAAAGGCAGAGUUAAGAGAGUCUGCUGUGCUCAUUAAGACUGAAUAGACACAGAAAUGGAGCUUGGAUCCACCGUCGGUGCUGUGAGGAGUAAGAGGGUACUAGUCUGUGGUGAAGUCCGUCCUGCUCUAAUAGUUAUAAAGGAUGGGAAAAUACAUCGGAUACUCUCAAACGUCUCUGAGGAUGUUGGCUGUGAGGUGCUGGAUGUCGGGGCGAGUGUGGUGAUGCCAGGCAUUGUAGACUGCCACGUUCAUGUGAAUGAACCAGGGCGCACCUCCUGGGAGGGUUUCUGGACGGCCACCAGGGCCGCUGCAGCUGGAGGGGUAACGACUAUUGUGGACAUGCCGCUAAACAGCAUCCCUCCAACCACAACACUGGCCAAUUUCCGCGAGAAGCUGCGGGAGGCGACUGGGCAGUGUUUCGUGGACACGGCCUUCUGGGGAGGUGUGAUCCCUGGCAAUCAGCUUGAACUCCGGCCCAUGAUCCAGGCUGGUGUGGCUGGGUUUAAGUGUUUCCUGAUCCAUAGUGGAGUGGAUGAAUUUCCCCAUGUGGCUGACUGUGAUCUACACGCGGCCAUGGAGCAGCUGCAAGGCACCAGAAGUGUUCUGCUGUUCCACGCAGAGAGGGAUGUUCAAGAUACAACACAGAAGACGGCGGACCCUUGCCAGUACUCUACCUUUCUACAGUCCAGGCCUGAUGUCAUGGAGAUAGAGGCUAUCCGCACCGUCACAGAGCUCUGCCUGCAGUACAGGGUGCGGUGCCAUAUAGUUCACUUGUCGUCUGCAAAGCCGCUGAAACUAAUCCAGGAAGCGCGACAGGCCGGGGCUCCUUUAACGGUGGAGACUACCCACCACUACCUCAGCCUGUGUGCAGAAGACAUACCUGCAGGAGCCACUCAGUUCAAGUGCUGUCCUCCCAUCAGAGGAUCCAACAACCGGGAGCAGUUGUGGUCUGCACUGGAACGUGGACAAAUCGACAUGGUGGUGUCUGACCACUCCCCCUGCACCCCUGACCUGAAGAAACUGGACAGUGGAGACUUCACCGAGGCCUGGGGAGGGAUUUCUUCUUUGCAAUUUGGCUUACCUCUGUUCUGGAGUUCAGCCAGUAAAAGAGGCUUUCAGCUGUCCGAUGUUGUGAGGCUCCUCUGCCAACAAACAGCCCAGCUGUGCAGCCUUGACGAAAAGAAGGGCCGCCUCGCACCUGGCUACGACGCCGACCUGGUCGUAUGGGAUCCAGAGAGAGAGUUUCAGAUUCAGGAAGGAAGCAUUCAUCAUAAAAACAAGCUGACUCCUUACCUCGGCCUCACACUGCAAGGAGCCGUGCGUGCCACUAUCCUCCGGGGGCAACUGGUGUACAGCGAGGGCAACUUCUGCCCUGAACCUCUGGGGAAACAUUUGCUCAUCUCUCAGAGAACAAAGCAAGGCCAGCUGUGAAGGAGCUGUGACAAUAAACAUGAGUUACUGACUAAUUACACUA